Suncus etruscus (white-toothed pygmy shrew) is the source of this 2633-nucleotide messenger RNA. RefSeq names its product RNA binding motif protein 18 (gene RBM18). Gene Ontology annotation, molecular function: RNA binding. The transcript is spliced from 6 exons. NCBI's taxonomy places the organism in Eukaryota, Metazoa, Chordata, Mammalia, Eulipotyphla, Soricidae. The record is from RefSeq and is a predicted model, not a curated record. Bases 144 to 716 code for a protein of 190 amino acids.
CGUCACGACGCGCGACGCGGCGCAGGCGCAGAACGUCCCGGGCUUUGCGGCCGAGCGAGUCCCGCGGCUGGAACCCGGAGCCGCUCGCUCGGGGCAGGAGCCCGGGGACCGGGGGCCCAGGCUGCGGUAUUUCAUAGAGAUUGAUGGAAACAGAAACCAAAACUCUUCCCCUGGAGAAUGCAUCCAUCCUUUCAGAGGGCUCCCUGCAGGAAGGGCACCGGUUAUGGAUUGGCAACCUGGACCCCAAAAUCACAGAAUACCACCUUCUCAAGCUCCUGCAAAAGUUCGGCACGGUGAAGCAGUUCGACUUCCUCUUCCACAAGUCCGGUGCCCUGGAGGGUCAGCCUCGGGGCUACUGUUUUGUUAACUUUGAGACCAAGCAGGAAGCGGAGCAAGCCAUCCAGUGUCUCAAUGGCAAGCUGGCUCUGUCCAAGAAGCUGGUGGUACGAUGGGCGCAUGCCCAAGUAAAGAGGUACGAUCACAACAAGAAUGACAAGAUCCUCCCCAUCAGCUUGGAGCCCUCCUCCAGCACUGAGCCCGUUCAGUCCAACCUGAGUGUCACCGCCAAGAUCAAAGCCAUUGAAGCAAAGCUGAAGAUGAUGGCGGAAAACCCUGAUGCGGAGUAUCCAGCCGCUCCGGUGUAUUCCUACUUCAAGCCACCAGAGAAAAAAAGGACUACUCCUUAUUCGAGAACAGCAUGGAAGUCCCGAAGAUGAUGGCUGCAAGUCACCGUCCCGGCCAAAGCAAAUCUGUCGUGACGCCUCCACCCCUCUGCCUUUGUACUUUGUAGGUGUGACCGGUGCUUCCCAACAAAGCACAGUCACAUGUGAGAUUUUGGUGACAUGACAUUUUGGAUCUUCUGAGGGCUUUUUCUUCCCUGAAGUGUGUGUGGAAUUGAGCUUCGUCCAGAAUAAAUAGGAUUGUAUCCAAACUUGUGACUCAAACACUGGGAUGCGCUAGUUGGCAGGUUUGUUUGAUUUCGGAGCUCCAGAAACAACAGAGUGGUGCCAGAAAAGCAAACUUUAAAAAAAAAUCACUAUUUCAAUCAGGAAGCUAAAUUUACUAACAUCCGUCUUAAAAAUAAUAAUAGAGCAUUUUUUCUUGUGCUCAAGUGUCUUUACAACAUAAAAAGUGAGAGAUGGGGAAGGAAGUGAAAUACUUUGAAUCAUGUUCAGAACUGGUAUCCAGAAUUGAUUGUGGCAGUCCCUCUCACUGACUGAAAAGAGAAAGUUCUUGGCAGAAGGAAGCUGAUUCUUUGAACAAAUACUGAGAUCUCUCUCAGAACAUUCAAAAUCCCAGGUAGGAGAACACGGCGAGCAUCUUAAAAACUAUUUGCACAACACUGGUGGUGGGAAUACCCCUGAUUCAAUGCCACUAUGUACCGCAAAUAUUACUGUAAAAGAUUUGUAAUUGACGUUGGUCACAAUAAAAAUAAUUUAAAAAUAAAUAAAUAAAGGAACUAUUUUCAUCGACAAAACCAUAGAAUCAAAUGUCAUAUUAUACACCAACCGUAAGGAAAUUCUAUUUGGAAAUCCAACUUUUAUUCUAUAGCAGUCUUUUUUUAAAAAAAGAACCGUUGAAGCAGUCCUGCCUUCUGUAAUACCAAAUAUUAUUUAGCUGUGGGACAUUCUAAAUUGCUUUUACUGCAUGAGGUUGUUUUUUAUAGCAUGAGAAUGUUCUAUUUGAAAUUGCGUUUUGGUCAGGCUAAAUAGAAGAGCAGACUUUUUCUUUGAAAACCUAUACGUGGCUAGAUGAUUGUCACAAACAUUAUUUCCUAAUCACUGAACUGGGGUCCGAGCGGAAGACAUGUUGCAAGGGCUUAAAAACUCAGGCUCCAGCUUGGACCACUAUAGUAGCGAGCUUGCAGUUUCAGGCAUAAAAGGCCUGGGAGGUGGCAGGCCUUUUAGGUAAUGCUGUUUUUGCAAGAGUCACUUCUCCCUGGGUAGGCUUCGCUCGUGGGAACAAUCCGAGUGGAAAGGCAGCAGAGUUUGAACUGCCCAUGGUAUUGUUUCUUUGGGUCCCGGCCCAGGACCAUGUCUUUGGGCCACAUCAUUGCUUCUUGAGAGGGACUCUUUCGAGCUGUCCCUCACGGUCAUUCCUAGCAAUAGGAAACUUGAUUAGAGGAAUGUAAAAGCUCCCCUGAGGCCUCCAUGAAUCAAGAUUCUUGAACCAAAACUGUAGCGUAGCAAGAGCAAGGUCUCUGGUUUCUUAGACCCCAUAUUGAGAAGUUCUUAGCGCCUUUCUCUAGGUAAAGUCUUUUAGAGAGUUUAGAUAGUGCAUUCUUCCUGCAUUUGUGAGUGAUGUCCAUGAUAAAAAGUUUCUCCCUUCCAUUUGAGGGUUAAUUCCAGGAGGAGGAAGCAUUAGUCCCCCCCCCCUUUUUUUUUUCCUGGUAAAUUCUUAGAGCAUAGAACUCACCAUUUUAUCCUUACAUUCCCAAAGGGUGAUGGUGGAAUAGGACUGACUUAUUGCCAAAUAGUCUUCUAUUUUUAAUAGAAUCAUAGAAAAUAACUCUGAAUUAUAUGGAGUUGUUUCCUUUAGAAACCAGAGCUAUUUAUUUGUAUUUAAAGCGAUGUUUAUUAUUUGUACUGAUUCUGACUCUUCUGUGUGAAUAAACGCACGACAUGGUCUGUGUA